CGCAGUUGCCUCGAGGUUUCUUCAUGCCUGUGAUGGCGGCAAUCUAUGCCGACAAGGGCUCGGCAUUUGACAACGCGAUGAAUCCGACGCACGAACAUGGAGCUGCUCUAGGCUGUGGCGUUGAAGAGCACGUGAGCUUUGCCCUGCAGUCUUUCCUCGCCAUCGACAGCGACGCGCAUGAAAUCCUUGAGGAACUACGAUGGAACAAAGUCCGAUCCCCACACACUCCGAGACAGAUCCUCCUGCGCGUGCGAUCACACUCCCUCGGGCGAAUCGGCGAAGACGACGGAGAUGAAAGAGAAGCCAGUGAGGUAGACUCGGCGUAGGUUUUGUCGACGACAUCGAAAUCAUGAGUUAACUUGGUAAGCAUGACCGAAGCGUCAGGACGUCGCGAGAUCUGGAUGAUAGAGAUCAACUCACCGACAGUUGUGACUGGUGAUAUAAGACACUCGAUGGACCCUUGCAUUCAGCAUUACACCGUAUUCCUUGACGCCAUACACACAAUAUGGAGGGCAUCUUCCUUCGCUGUGACUUAGUACGAGGUCUUGGUGGUGAAAUCGACCAACACAGUUUCCUUGAGCUCGUCUUCGCGGUACGGCGUCGUAUCGAUGUUGAUAGCCUUGACGGGUGACACUUCGACAUCGUCGGGGAUAAUGCCAUCAGGGAAACACACUUCCAACGGCAACGGCGGGUUGCGCAUGAACUUGGAACCGCCUGGCAUGUGCACAACUACGUACGGGUCGGGGUGCGUGUACUUUUCCAACUGCGCAUUGGCUUCGCGGAUCAACCGUUGAGCGACAGCGAGGUCGGUGUGCUUGUUGUCGUCAAAUUGGCCACGAAUUUUCGUCGCUUCUUCGUUCCAGAGGCGGCGGUCGAUUACCCAGCUGUCCAAGAGCUUCAGCGAGCGCUUGUACAGACGUGUCACCUGCUGCUUGUGCGUCAGCGUAGGUGCCGCACCCCGCGCUGACAACGCGGCCUGCAGGAACGCUUGGUUCAAGUUGCUCGUCAUUCUCCUCCAG
Messenger RNA from Aphanomyces invadans, 1019 nucleotides. RefSeq lists its product as hypothetical. Lineage: Eukaryota; Oomycota; Saprolegniomycetes; Saprolegniales; Verrucalvaceae. The record is from RefSeq and is a predicted model, not a curated record. The transcript has 2 exons. The coding region runs from base 24 to 326 and encodes 100 amino acids.